UACCUGCGUGUCCCGAUGUUAUGGUCUGGCACAUUUUAACGAAUAUAACAAGUUGAACGGAUCGUUAUGGAGCUGCUAUCAUUUGGUAUAGGUUUCGAAAUAGCCAAUUAUGAUCAUCAAAUUGAGUGAACACCGCAGUUUGGAACUAAAAGUAAGCUGAGGUAACGCUGUUUUGGGGAACAGCUAAAUGCUACUUAGCCUGUUAGCUCCCAUUACGCCCCCAGUUCUUUCUUAUUAGAAAAAUGUGGCCAAUUUAGAAUUCUGCAGUCGUGUUUGAAUUGAGGUUAACAUGAACCAGCAACACUCCCACAAUUCCAGCUUCCAGCACCAGCGGCAAACAUUCACGAGACGGAGAGAUGAUGGCGAACAAAAUGACAGGGGACAUAAAUUUUCCAAAUCAGACCACCACCUCUCCGAGUCAACAACUCGGCAAACAACACCCAGCACUCAGACUUUAAGCACCAGAAAGGAACUUUACGAAAGAGACUUCCCCUUGUACAAGCAACCUGUCGAACUCGGUUUCUUUUCUCUCGACUCCGAGCGCAGUUUUUUUAACGACAGCAGGCAGAUGAGGUACUACGCGGAACCUGAUAAAUGCCCACAUUUUGACCUAAGGGAUGGAUAUAGAGACCGUUACAUAAAGAGGGAUGACAGCGUGAAGGAAAAGCUAGACCACAUCCUGCGUUGGAUCUUGGCGAACAGACAUAAGCUCACACGGAAGGCGGAGAAGUCAUCUUCAUCAGGUUUGGAAGUGGACUUUGUGACGUGGCGAGGCCAUUUGACCAAACUACUGACCACACCAUACGAAAUGCGAGAGGGCUGGUUGCUGGCCGUCACCAGGUUCAAGGGAAGCCUUUACAUCAGCGAAGUGGAAACGGACACCGCUCGCUGGGAUCGAGAGAAUCGCACUGAGAGGCACCAGGAGAUGAUGUACUGGGGGUACAAGUUUGAGCAGUACAUAUGUACAGACAAGAUGGAUGGUGACCCCGAUUCAAGCGGCGUGGUCAACACUAACGAGGCCUUCUGCACCGUGGUCCAAACACGUCUCUCGGAUCACAGGCUGCUGUUCUCAGGCGAGGUGGACUGCCGGGACAAAGAUCCAAACACUCCGGCUCCUCCGGCAUGCUACGUGGAGCUCAAGACAUCCGCGGAGAUCUGUACUCCCAAACAGCGGAGCAACUUUUACAGAUUUAAGCUACUCAAGUGGUGGGCACAGUCCUUCCUCCCUGGAGUCCCUCGCAUUGUAGCAGGUUUCCGGGAUGACAACGGAGUGGUCGUCUCCGUGGAGACCUUUCACAUCUCCAAGAUUUCGCGGCUCAUUAAAGCCGAGGACAAAUGUUGGAGGCCGACAGUCUGCAUGAACUUCUGCAGUGACUUCCUGUCUUUUGUCAAGAGUGUGGUGACUGAAGACAACCCGAAUGUGGUGUAUCUGUUCUGCUGGAACCCUCGCUGUGAUGUGACCUACUCAGUCCACAGAGACUCUCCUUAUUCCUUUUUGCCAAACUGGUACGUGAAGGAGAUGGGCUAAACAUUCUAACCCAAGAGAUUUCCUGGAUGCUUAACAAAGACUUUUCGUCCAUUUUUUUUUUUUUUUAAUUAAUCAUCUGUUCAACAAGUUCAAUGCUAACAAAUUUUCACACUGCAUUGCAUGAUUAGCACUGGAACAGGAAAAGUAUAUCUACCUUUGACUUUUAUACAGAACCCAGUGAUCCAGCAUAUGGCAAUCAGAUAACAGCAUCUGAAGUGUCAUCACAAAAGUGUGGGGAAUUAGCAUGUGAGGAAUAACAAAAUUUCACACUAAAUAUGAACCUUUUCAUGCAUCAAUUGUGAGGGCACUCAUUUAACUCAUUGGCUGUCAUUGAUGGCACUAGACAUCCAAUCUGUUUUGACUGGGAGGGGCGAAUUCACCGCUCUCAAGUCAAAAUGGACUACCGGUAGAUGUCUAGUGCCGUCGAUGGCCCUAAACAUGAGCACUGAGCCAGUCUUCCUAUUUUAAAUGAAUUGAAUGUCUAGCCUUGUCAAUAGCAGGCAAUGAGUUAAAUACUAUGAAAUAAAAAUUACUUUUAAAGCGUUACUUUGGGCCGCAACCAGUAUGUAUUACUGUUUAUAAAAAAUACAAUUCUGAUCAAUGUUUGUGCACACAGUUAACAUUUCUGUUCUCCUUAUUAUAGUUAGUUACCAGAUAGGAUAACUUCUGUCUGGUUAGCCUUUCUUUGCCCUGAACCAUGUAUUCCAUGUCUUGUAUGUCUAUGUCGCUUGCUUGCCCUCGCCUCCUUUUUGUUUUCCCUGAUACAGUGCCAUGCAAAAGUAUUCGGCCCCCUUGAACCUUGCAACCUUUCGCCACAUUUCAGGCUUCAAACAUAAAGAUAUAAAAUUUUAAUUUUUUGUCAAGAAUCAACAACAAGUGGGACACAAUCGUGAAGUGGAACAAAAUUUAUUGGAUAAUUUAAACUUUUUUAACAAAUAAAAAACUGAAAAGUGGGGCGUGCAAUAUUAUACGGCCCCCUUGCGUUAAUACUUUGUAGCGCCACCUUUUGCUCCACUUACAGCUGCAAGUCACUUGGGGUAUGCUUCUAUCAGUUUUGCACAUCGAGAGACUGACAUUCUUGCCCAUUCUUCCUUGCAAAACAGCUCGAGCUAAGUGAGGUUGGCUGGAGAGUGUUUGUGAACAGCAGUCUUCAGCUCUUUCCACAGAUUCUCGAUUGAAUUCAGGUCUGGACUUUGACUUGGCCAUUCUAACACCUGGAUACGUUUAUUUUUUAACCAUUCCAUUGUAGAUUUGGCUUUAUGUUUUGGAUCAUUGUCCUGUUGGAAGAUAAAUCUCCGUCCCAGUCUCAGGUCUUGUGCAGAUACCAACAGGUUUUCUUCCAGAAUGUUCCUGUAUUUGGCUGCAUCCAUCUUCCCGUCAAUUUUAACCAUCUUCCCUGUCCCUGCUGAAGAAAAGCAGGCCCAAACCAUGAUGCUGCCACCACCAUGUUUGACAGUGGGGAUGGUGUGUUCAGGGUGAUGAGCUGUGUUGCUUUUACGCCAAACAUAUCGUUUUGCAUUGUGGCCAAAAAGUUCAAUUUUGGUUUCAUCUGACCAGAGCGCUUCUUCCACAUGUUUGGUGUGUCUCCCAGGUGGCUUGUGGCAAACUUUAAACGAGACUUUUUAUGGAUAUCUUUGAGAAAUGGCUUUCUUCUUGCCACUCUUCCAUAAAGGCCAGAUUUGUGCAGUGUACGACUGAUUGUUGUCCUAUGGACAGACUCUCCCACCUCAGCUGUAGAUCUCUGCAGUUCAUCCAGAGUUAUCAUGGGCCUCUUGGCUGCAUCUCUGAUCAGUUUUCUCCUUGUUUGAGAAGAAAGUUUGGAAGGACGGCCGGGUCUUGGUAGAUUUGCAGUGGUCUGAUGCUCCUUCCAUUUCAAUAUGAUGGCUUGCACAGUGCUCCUUGAGAUGUUUAAAGCUUGGGAAAUCUUUUUGUAUCCAAAUCCGGCUUUAAACUUCUCCACAACAGUAUCUCGGACCUGCCUGGUGUGUUCCUUGGUUUUCAUGAUGCUCUCUGCACUUUAAACAGAACCCUGAGACUAUCACAGAGCAGGUGCAUUUAUACGGAGACUUGAUUACACACAGGUGGAUUCUAUUUAUCAUCAUCGGUCAUUUAGGACAACAUUGGAUCAUUCAGAGAUCCUCACUGAACUUCUGGAGUGAGUUUGCUGCACUGAAAGUAAAGGGGCCGAAUAAUAUAGCACGCCCCACUUUUCAGUUUUUUGUUAAAAAAGUUUAAAUUAUCCAAUAAAUGU
Messenger RNA from Corythoichthys intestinalis (scribbled pipefish), 3779 nucleotides. RefSeq names its product decapping exoribonuclease (gene dxo). The record is from RefSeq and is a predicted model, not a curated record. Bases 290 to 1528 code for a protein of 412 amino acids. Gene Ontology annotation, biological process: nuclear-transcribed mRNA catabolic process; NAD-cap decapping. Lineage: Eukaryota; Metazoa; Chordata; Actinopteri; Syngnathiformes; Syngnathidae. Gene Ontology annotation, cellular component: cytosol; nucleus. Gene Ontology annotation, molecular function: mRNA 5'-diphosphatase activity. The transcript has 7 exons.